Peniophora sp. CBMAI 1063 is the source of this 1584-nucleotide messenger RNA. Lineage: Eukaryota; Fungi; Basidiomycota; Agaricomycetes; Russulales; Peniophoraceae. The record is from the annotation of a GenBank genome assembly.
AUGUCUAUGAACCCCGACGACAACAUAGCGUGGUUCACGCUUAUCGGGUGCAUACGGCCGCUUCGCCGGCGUGACCUCGAUUCUACUCAACGUGAUGGAGUGGCGCUACACACAACGCACGACGAGCAUCUCAUUGGCCGCGGCUUUCCCGGAGACGCUGACGUCCAAGUCCGCGCUGACUCCCGCAGGCUCCUCGUUGGAACGUAUCAUGCCGUUAUCUCGUGGAAUAGCGCGACGAGCGUGGCCACCAUCACAGAUCGAUCUCUGAACGGUACAUGGGUUAAUGGCGUGAAGCUGCCUGUGGACGGCUCAACCACACUUACGGAUAACGCGGUGAUUUGGCUUGGCCCGCCUCUUCAUGCUGAGUCGUGCGGUUUAUCCUUCGAAUGCGCCCUCAGUCGCAAUGCCUUUCUCAAACAUUUCAAGUUCGAGUCAACCUUAGGCGCCGGAGGCUUCGGCGACGUCUACCAGAUGAGGCGUCGCGAAAAUCCUGGCAAGGUUGUUGCGGUGAAGGUCGCCCGCUUUGACUCGGAUGAUGAGCAGAACGCUUGGACAGAGAACGACGCGAUGAAGGAGGUUCAUGCGUUGCUUGAAGCCCACGGACAUCCCAACAUCUGUCCAAUCGAGGACUACUACGUGUUGCGACCACGCAUGUCUGUGUUUGUGGUGCUCCCUCGGUUGUCGACGGACCUCAAACGCCAUUGGUCAUCCAUACGCCCAACCAUCGCCGAGGUCCAAACCGUCCUCAAGCAACUACUUUCCGCGGUCGCGCACAUACAGAGUCUGCAUAUGGUGCAUCGCGAUAUCAAACCAGAGAACAUAUUCAUACUCACAUCUGAGCCUCUCCGCGUGGUCUUGGCAGACUUCGGGCUUGCAUUCAAGGUUGAUCUACCUUCGGAGGAGGUCCCUGCAAGUUAUCUUCGUGGGGGCACACCCUGGUACAUGGCACCCGAGCUCAUGAGCGAUGCGACGAUGCAAUUCAUCUACAAGAUCGAUCUCUUCAGCAUCGCUCUGACCAUUAUUCACUUAUUGAUGGGCAAACAUUGUCCGUGGAAUAUCCGCUAUCCCCAGGGCAACAAGCGUACCCUGACCGCGGAGCGUGAGUACUUCUCACAGCGCGGUAUUCGCUGGGACAAAGUGGACCUUGUUGCUUUGCCUGCAGAUGGUCUGGAGGUUCUUUUGGGCCUGUCAAACCCAGUUCCGGAGCAGAGGUGGGACGUACAGACUGCGUUAGCUUGGGAUUGGGUCGCAACUGCCAACGAUCAUUCCGGUCAAGCGAUGCUAGCCCAACAGACUGUGCGCUACGUCGAUCCUCUCGUCAGCGACAUCGCGCCGGCCGUUGUCAAGUCCAAGCCCUCCCGGGCGAUGCCGGUGCCGGCUGAAGACGUGCAAGUCAUGAGGCGUCGUUCACCGCGCAUCGCUAACAAGCCCUGCAGCAUCGAGAAGAGGCGUUCGCCGCGCAUCGCUGGUCUGCGCUCCAGCAACGAGAAGAAGCGUUGCAGCGACGGGAAGAAGAAGAAGAUGGAGGUAAAGGAGGCGAAGAAGCGUCAAGCGCGCAAGAACUUGAGGAAGGCACGGGUCUGA